Colossoma macropomum (tambaqui) is the source of this 3270-nucleotide messenger RNA. It is a transcript of the gene nfil3-6, whose product is annotated as nuclear factor, interleukin 3 regulated, member 6. Gene Ontology annotation, molecular function: DNA binding; DNA-binding transcription factor activity. Gene Ontology annotation, biological process: regulation of DNA-templated transcription; circadian rhythm. The transcript is spliced from 2 exons. The record is from RefSeq and is a predicted model, not a curated record. Gene Ontology annotation, cellular component: nucleus. The coding region runs from base 403 to 1614 and encodes 403 amino acids. Lineage: Eukaryota; Metazoa; Chordata; Actinopteri; Characiformes; Serrasalmidae.
CGCGCGGCUCUAUCAACUGCUCCCAAACGCAGCCCCGCGGUUCAGGCGAGGUUAGAGAGCGUCCUCGGCUGAACUCCGCCAAAGAAAGCUACAAAUAGGAGUUGCGACGUUCAGAGUCGAGCACACACGAGCGAUGAAAGGCGGCAGCACGACAGAUAACACCGGUUAACAGUUUAGUUCCGGCAGCGUCUUCUUUAACGUCUCUACUCGGGACACAAACUACUCUAAACACAGCCUUUCAGCCUGACCCGCUUUGAACCAAGAGGGCUUUUCACUGGAGCAUUUGAACGGGAGACGGCGGACGUUUUAAAGGUGGAGCUGUUGUUAGACCAACCACAGUGAAGCUGACCUGCAUUCACCUAAAGCAAGGAAGAAAACCCCAACCAUCUACUGGUCACAAGGAUGUUUGAAGAGGGAUCUCAAGAAAUGAGAGAGCAAAGUUCAGGAGUCCUUCCAGCUGUGGAGCCGGCGGUCGCCACAGGAGUGCUGGAGCUGGACGUUGCAGCCCCCAGUGGUACAAUGUCCUUCACAGAUGAAGCGGUCUCCAUCUUGACCUCGAGCAGCCUGUUGGCACGUUCGCUGUUGGGCCGCACGUCGGCCCUAAAACGCAAAGAGGUGUCACCAGGUGGAAAUUCACUGCGACGCAAGCGCGAAUUCAUCCCUCAGGACAAGAAGGAUGAGGGCUACUGGGACAAGCGUAAGAAGAACAACGAGGCGGCCAAGCGCUCCCGCGAAAAACGUCGCAUGAACGACAUGGUGCUGGAGAACCGAGUGCUGGGGCUGCUGGAGGAGAACGCAAGGCUAAGGGCAGAACUGCUGGCGCUCAAGUUCCGCUUUGGCCUCGUCAAAGACCCUUCCAACACUCCCAUCCUUCCUCUAACCACUGCACCCUGUGGUCCUCAGCCAGCCGCUCCACAUUAUUACAUGCCUCGUGAAGAUGGGCCUCAUCCCGCCACUCCUAUGGUGCACCAUCUGAAUUCUGCACAUGCCGUGCCCCACAUGGGACGAGGUAUCAGAGACGCUGGCAGCAUAUCGGAAGACUCGGGCUUCUCCACACCUGGAGGCUCCAGUGUCGGAAGUCCAGUGUUCUUUGAGGACAGGCUGAGCGACCAUGGCAAGCUGUCUCCCAACCGGGCUGAGGAGCUGGGCUACGAGUACCACCACUCCCCUGUUCCCGAUACCCUUGGGGCACAAGGCUCAACUGGGCACAUUUCCAUGACAUCCAGUCGGGGUGAGCCUGUGGAAGGCAUGAAGAGCCUCCCGCACAAGUUGCGCUUCAAAUGUCCGGGCAGUGGUGACGGCGAGAACCCCAACGACCGGCGCAGUCCCGUGCAGUCCAUGGGUGGACGAGAUGGUCCCAGAAACCAUUUCCCAUCGGGUGCUGGCGAAGGGGCAAGAUACUGGCAGCAGGAGGGGGACGAAGCUCGGAAGAUGCUCGCUCAUCCUCACUGUGGGCCGGCUGGCAAUUACGGUAGCAGCCAGCUGCCUGCAAACUACAGCGACACGUAUUACCACACGGAGAACAGCAUGCUCAAAUCUCAGCUCAGCUCUCUCAGUGAAGAGGUGGCCCAGCUCAAGAAGCUCUUCUCUGAGCAGCUCUCCAAAAUGAACUAGGGAGACUUUGAAGAUCUCAGUUCUUUCCAACAGACUGAAUGCAGGGAAUGUGAUCUGAUCUGAGCCAGACCCAGCCAUAAAUACUGACACACAUUUCUUAUUACAUUACAUCUCAUUACUAGGAGCACAGUGACUGAUGGAGCAGCCAUUGUAUUAUUGUACAAGUUUGAAAUUCAGCCCUAAAAGGCAUGUUUGAAGUCAGUUUAAGUGUAAAGCUGGCAGUAUAGUUCAGAACUAAACGAAAUUCAACUACCAGUAAACACGCUGUUGUAAAUGUACUUAAAAUAAACUUGAAUUAGAGGUUCUGUUCAGCAAGCGGUGCACUCCACACCAUAUGAACACAAACCACUGUGUCGUUUUGGCCCAAAAGACACCACUUUGGUUCUAAAUGUUGAUUUCAUUUGAAGUAUACUGCUGACUUAACAAAACACCUUUGUGGUUUUGAAGAAAAUGUACGUGUGUCACAGUCCCUUUCCUUCACUUUAUUUUCCUAUUUUUCAUAACAGGAAGUAAAAGCAGGGAGUUGAAAUACAGAUUGGACAUUGCUACACUCUUAAAAAUAAAGGCUCCUAAUUGCUUCUAGGCUUGGACAUGCAGUUCUAGGAAAAAGCUUUAAUUAGGAUAGGACCUUUAUAUUAUGUGGAGGUUCUUUAAACUUAAAAAUGGUUGUUCACUUUCACAUAUCUCAUUUACAAAGUCCUUUGAAGAACCAUCCAUUAAAACCAAUGGGUUUCUUCUUUGGAACUGUUCCAAAGAACCCUUUAUAGCACCUGUAUUUUUAAGAGUGUAUCAAUGUAUACUAGACUAAUAUCUACACAACCUCACAAACCGUGUGCUAGAUCCUACUUUAACUUUGUGCACUACAGUCCUUUACACCAGGCCCAUCACAAGCCUCACUGAUCAACCAUACUGAUAGGAUACGCUCUCACAAACCACACAUCUACAGACACACCUGUUGAUCUAGCCCAGUUCUGCUCCACUUCACCCUCCUCCUCGAACACUGUGACUGAACCCAGAGAUGACUUUUAGACUCCUAGAAGCCAGUGCGUCUGGUCAUUGUGAGUCCACAAAACCAAAGUGCUCCAUCCUUGUUCAACACACCAUUCCUGUAUUACGUGUCAACUCUGCUGUUAAACGACAGGUUGAGAUGGAUUUGAGAGUGCUCAAGCAGCCAAUUUGUUGCUGAUUGUGUUUACAUAUAGCUGUGCAGAUUCGAAAGAGGAGCAAAAUAACAGUGUUUUGUUCAUAAAUUGCCAACUUUUACACCAAUAUCAUUCCAAUAUCUGCUGCAAUAUCAGCUGACAAAGAAAAGACAGAGCAGAAUUCAGGUAACAUCAGCGUCCAGAGUCAUUAUAUCUGGUGACACCACAUGAUCAGGAUUAUAUGAUAAACUAACCAAUGAACUGUGGUGGUUAGAAUGUAUUAGGUGUUUGCACAUCAUGGUACAGUAGCUCAGCACAUCAUCAUUUACAUGACUGGAGGUGUUUUCCCCCAUACAACUUGUUACUUCCAUCUGUAACAAAGAUGAUGUGUAACUACUAAGAAAAACACUGUAAUUUGUAUUUUGGUGUUAAAACAUUUGGUGUUGCCUUGUGUAUGUAUCUGUGUGUACAGAGUGUACAUUUUUAUAUAUGUGAAUAAAUAUUUGACAACAUA